Messenger RNA from Hevea brasiliensis (rubber tree), 2399 nucleotides. Its product is annotated as putative zinc transporter At3g08650. Gene Ontology annotation, molecular function: zinc ion transmembrane transporter activity. The record is from RefSeq and is a predicted model, not a curated record. The transcript has 7 exons. Lineage: Eukaryota; Viridiplantae; Streptophyta; Magnoliopsida; Malpighiales; Euphorbiaceae. Gene Ontology annotation, biological process: zinc ion transmembrane transport. The coding region runs from base 428 to 2230 and encodes 600 amino acids. Gene Ontology annotation, cellular component: membrane.
UCAUAUUUUCAAUUUUUAAUUAUUAAAUUCCUCAAAAUCACAAGUCAGGGUUUUAUUCCCUUUUGGAGCCCACUUGUCUGUUUCUUUAAUUUUUUUUUUUCAUUUAAAUCUCUAUUCAGACUUCAUCAAUUUCAUGCGGCCACUUUUGUUUCAUUGAAACCAAAUCGCCCGAGAUAGCUUUGCUGGGAAGUUCGAGUCGCAUUUAGGUAUCUGUCACUGCAAUUUCAUUUACAAUCUGAAUUUAAGUGAGGAACCCAUUUGAGAAAUAUGAUGCUGCCAUUUGGUUAUUAAGGUUUAGAAGAUUUUGAUCCUGGCACAUUAAAUUCAAUGGAUUUGGAUCUCCUGAUUUUUAGUGUUUGGGAUUUGUCUGCAAUGGGGUUUUUGACAUGAGGAGUCCUAUAUAAAGAAGCAAAUAUUUUGGUGGUGUAUGCAAGGAACAAUGCAGUGCAUAUUUAGAAAACCACUAUUAUUUUUUCUCUUCUCCAUAGUGUUCUGCGGUUGCAUUCUUGCACAAUCUGAAAAUGAAAUUUUGCGAAGGUUGAGAUCUCCACCACAUAAAAAUGUGGGGAACAAUGUUAUAGAUGGCACUGGUACAGAGAGUGCCAUUGAUUUUGAGAGCACAAGUAGCGGACUUGGUGAUAGGAACAGCAUUUACAGCAGAGUUUCAAUAUCUACUGUUGCAUUAUUUACGUUGGCCAUGGCUGCUGCCACUGGUUUAGGUGCAGUGCCAUUCUUUUUUGUACAGCUGGAUCCUCAGUGGGCUGGAUUAUGCAAUGGGAUGGCUGCUGGAGUGAUGUUGGCUGCUAGUUUUGACCUAAUACAGGAAGGGCAGAAUCAUGGUGCGGGUAAUUGGGUUGUGAUCGGGAUUUUAUCUGGUGGAAUUUUCAUUUUGCUUUGCAAGAAGUUUCUUGAACAAUACGGGGAAGUAAGUAUGUUGGAUAUAAAAGGUGCAGAUGCAACAAAAGUUGUUCUUGUUAUUGGAAUUAUGACUCUUCAUUCAUUUGGAGAGGGCUCAGGUGUUGGAGUCUCCUUUGCUGGCUCAAAAGGUUUCUCUCAAGGCCUUUUGGUAACUUUGGCCAUUGCGGUGCACAACAUACCAGAGGGAUUAGCUGUGAGUAUGGUUCUUGCAUCAAGAGGUGUUUCUCCACAAAAUGCAAUGUUAUGGAGUGUAAUUACAUCUUUGCCUCAGCCCAUUGUAGCUGUUCCUUCGUUCAUAUGUGCUGAUGCAUUUAACAAGUUCCUGCCUUUCUGUACUGGCUUUGCUGCUGGAUGUAUGAUCUGGAUGGUUGUUGCUGAAGUACUUCCUGAUGCUUUCAAGGAAGCCUCUCCUUCUCAGGUGGCAUCAGCAGCUACAAUUUCUGUAGCAUUUAUGGAAGCUUUGAGCACCAUGUUUCAGAAUUUCAGCCAUGACUACAGUGCAGAAGAUGCUUCAGGUUUCUUUGUUUCACUGCUUUUUGGCCUUGGGCCGUUGCUUGGUGGCAUCAUUCUUGUUGCAUUUGCUCUUGCAUUCCAUCUUCAGCAUGCCCUUCUCAUGGGUGCAGCAUCUGGCAUUUCCUUUGUCCUCGGUGCAUGGCGACCACUACAGCUACUUGUGUCAUCAAAGAUGGGGAUUAUACCUCUUGUAUUUUUGCUUACUGUGGGAGCAGUAUUUGUCCAUUUUUGUGGCUCCAGUAUUUUGAGUCUUGCAGGUCGCAAAAGGGCAUCAGCAAAUAAUCUACCCACAAUAAGUGGCUUUCCCAUGAGUAUUCACACCCUUCAAUCGUUCCUUUCAUGCGGAGCAGUUGCCUUCCAUGCAUUGGCUGAGGGACUUGCCCUAGGGGUGGCUGCACCAAAAGCUUAUGGACUUGGUCGGCACAUGGUCCUUCCUGUCUCUUUACAUGGACUUCCCCGUGGUGCUGCUGUGGCUAGCUGCAUCUUUGGCGCUACCGACAGCUGGCACAAUGCUCUAGCAGCAGCUGCUUUAAUUGGAUUUAUGGGUCCAAUGUCCGCCAUUGGAGCAAUACUUGCAGGAAUUGACUACAGUGGUUUGGAUCAUAUAAUGGUUUUAGCAUGUGGGGGUUUACUCCCAAGCUUUGGAAGGAUAAUCCAAAGAGCACUAAACUUGGAUACUAGGAAAGGCAUUUCUGGGCUUGCAAUAGGAGUUGGUUUUGCUACUCUUUGCUUAACAUGCACUAAGUUGGUUUGCUUGCACACACCAUAUUGCAACUCUGCUCCAGAGGCUGUCACAUAAGAGCUAUUGAUUUGUCGUUCACUUUACUGCGAUGGCAUGUUCAGUGAACUUGAAAGAGCAGAUUAUCUCGGGGAUAAAAGGAUGAUUCCGUUGUAUACUAUUUUCUCUUUUUUUUUUUUUGGCUUUCUCAAUUCUCUAAAAGAUAUAAAGAGGAGGAAAAAUUUGUGGA